Molecule: messenger RNA, 7441 nt
Organism: Micropterus salmoides (largemouth bass)
Lineage: Eukaryota; Metazoa; Chordata; Actinopteri; Centrarchiformes; Centrarchidae
Gene: obsl1a
Product: obscurin like cytoskeletal adaptor 1a
Exons: 24
Coding region: 533-7180 (2215 amino acids)
Molecular function (GO): protein binding
Source: RefSeq, a predicted model, not a curated record
UAUCAGAGCUGACGUAUAAACCAAGCACUUGACUGAAAGACUGUGGUCAUUUCCCUCUCUGCCACCUGCAACCUAAAGCCAAACCAAGGGGACACAACCGAGAUAUGAUACCUGUGACUAUGGGCCUACAAGUUUGAAUGGAAGAUUAAAUUUUUCUCUCAGUGAUCAGGAGGUGUGUCAAAUGUGAGCCAGGAUCCACAAACAACAAACCAAACCAGAGUGACAAGGAACAAGAACUGAGGAGUCUCGCAGAGCUUCAUGACUGUUCUACAGAGCAACAGAAGGAAUACCUACCAACUCUACGAGUCAAAGAAUUAUUUUAAAAACAGCCCAAAGGUCAUUUGAAUUAACUAAUGCCAGCUUGAACGUUUUGAGGACAUCAUUUUUAAGUAAACAUCCCAAUAGUGACAGGAUGCUAUAAAGAGUGUGACUCAUGGUAGUGCUCCUUCACCAAAGAUAAGAGGCUCUCAUCAAGGCAAUCCUGCAACAAAACAAAUUGCUUCAUUCAAACCAAAGAUAGUUUGACAUCAUCAUGGAUAUUUUUGGAGGGGCUCCUCAUAUUUUAGGCUACCCACGCCCUGUGAUGGCACUGUGUGGCACAGAUGCCACUCUGAGGUGCCAAAUCGACGGGGACCCUCGUCCUGAUGUGAUCUGGGAGCGCAAAAAUGUCCAGAUCUUGUCUGAUGGACGCUACAAGCUCUCUGAAGAGGGUAAAGCUUACCUGCUGACUAUUACUGGAGUGACCCUGCAGGAUGCUGGCCAGUAUAUUUGCAAGGCCAGAAAUAGCAUAGGUGAAACGUAUGCAGCAGCCUCCCUCAAAGUGGAAGGAGAGGCCCAGCCACAGGAAGGGGGACAAAGGCAAUUAGGGGUCAAUGGUGUGAAGCAACCAAUGAAAGAACAUGGAGAACGCGAAGGACACCUGAAUGGCCACUGCACAGUGCAAAAUGGUGAAUGCAGGAGAGAAAAUGGAGAGGGACUGAAUGGAGAGCACAAAUGGAACGGCAAGUUUAGUGAAAAACGAGAAGAAGUUGAUUUAACGUCUGAGGACAAACCGCGAUUCCUCAUCAAGCCCCUCUCUCUGCGCGUGGAUCGAGGAGAAGAUGCCGCCUUCUCCUGCAAAAUCUGGGGCACUCCUCUGCCUGAGGUAACAUGGGAGAAGGACGGGAAGAAGCUGGGCGACAUCUUCGAGAGCACACACUUCAAUGUGAGCAAUCAAGAUGGAGGCUGGUUCCAGCUCAAGAUCUACAGAUCACGCAUGCCAGAUAAAGGCGUCUACACCUGCAAAGCCAUCAACUGCCAUGGUGAGGCCUUGGCCGGCGCUGUCCUUCUUGUCGAGCCUGUACCAGAGCGAGAGGACAGUAAAAAGUCCUCAAAUGGUCACACUAACAGCCAGUGGUCACCAAAGCACAGGGGCGGGAGGCUCAGUUUGUUGAGGGUUACAGACGAGCUACCUGUCAGCGCUUCUAAAGCCAAGAAGUUUGCAGUGGCAGAGGGGAAACACGCUAAGUUUCGCUGCUUUGUGACAGGGAAGCCGAAGCCAGAGAUCAUUUGGAAGAAAGACGGAGUUCCCCUGGAGCCAGGGAGGCGUCAUCUGAUAUUUGAGGACAGAGAGGGUUACUACACUCUGAAGGUUCUGUACUGUAAAGUGCAAGAUACAGGACUGUAUGUGUGUGCAGCAUCAAACGCUCUUGGAAACACCCUCAGUGCCGUUCACCUGACCGUCAAAGGCCCAGCUGUGCGGUUCAGGCGUCCAUUAAAAGACGUAGAGGUGAGGGAGAGGGAUGUUGCCGUGCUGGAGUGUGAGGUACCUGAUGAGUCGGUCCCAUCUGCCUGGUACCUGGAGGACCAGCGACUGAUGCCCAGCAGCAAAUACGGAAUGGAGCAGAAAGGAACCCGACGAAGACUGACCAUCCAUGAUGUUGGGACAGACGACGAUGGAGUGUAUCUCUGUGAGAUGCCAGAUGGAGGAAAGAGCAUUGCAGAGCUUUCAGUUAAAGGUACUAUUGUUCGUAAACUUCCCCGGAAGCUGGAGGUCCUGGAGGGUGAGAACGCUGUGUUCUGCGUGGAGGUGGAGAACGACGACAUGGAGAUCCACUGGUUCAAAGAUGGUUUGAAGCUACACGAGACUCACCAGACGAUCCUGAAAUCUUUUGGCAAAACCCACAUUCUGGUCUUUGUCAACGUGGCCUAUCAUGACUCAGGGGUAGUGACCUUUGUUGCAGGAAGAUCCAAGACCUCAUCACGUCUCAAGGUCAAAGCCACAAGACAUUGCCCUCCCAUCUGCCCCGUGGGCGUCAAAAUUGACGUGGAUCGACCCAACAGCGCCCUGCUCACCUGGGUUCCUGCCCCCAACAGUCAGACCUCCACCCGGUCCAUCUUUGUCGUUGAGAGACAGGAAGUGGGCUCCCAAGAGUGGCAGAAGUGUUUCACCUCGGAGAACGCCACUUCAGCUGAGGUCGGCAGCGACAGCGUGCCAUGUGAAGGCGACUACCGGUUCCGUGUCUGUUGCAUCAACAAGUAUGGGCGAAGUGGCCACGUGGAGUUUUCCAAAGCUGUCCAUCUGGUGCCUGGGCCCAAGAUUCACAGUUGCCUUGAAGGCUGUGAGGUUGUGGAAGGAGAAGAUGCUCACUUCUCCAUUGAAUUAUCUGCCACAAUGGUUGGAACCUGGUUUCUGAAUAGCGCUCAACUACAGCACGGUGGACGAUAUUCUAUACAACAGUCCCAAACAAAGCACACAUUGGUUAUCCGUGAAACUCGCACUAUAGAUGACCAGGCGGAGGUCACAUUCAUAGCAAAUGGAGUCCGGGAUUCUGCCAUGCUUAAGGUUAAACCUGCUGUGAUAAAAUUCAGUCCUCUGUCAGAUAUGGACAGCAAUAAGAAGGUGGACAUUGGUGAUGCUAUUGUUCUCUACUGUGAAGUCUCCCACCCCCAUGCAAAAGUAUCCUGGUUUAAAGAUGGCGAGGAGCUCCAGGUGACCGAGGGCCUCAACAUCCAAUCAGAUGGGAACAUGAGGCGGAUUGUGAUUCAGUCAGCUGAUGCAUCUCACUCUGGAGUUUAUACAUGUGAAACUUCUGGAGAUGUCAUCAAAUUCAACGUGGACAUUGCAGGUCGUCCGGUGGAGUUCAGUCCAAUCCCAGAGGAGGAGCUCCAUAAGAGCAGCAUGGAGCUGGACCCCGUGGUGCUGCUCUGUCAUGUCUCCACAGAGGAUGCCAAAGUCAUCUGGUAUAAGGACGGCUGUGAGAUCCAGCCCAGUGACAACAUCACUCUGCAGGCAGAGGGAACCAUGAGGAGGCUGAUCAUCCGCUCUGCAGAGACCUCAGAUGCUGGCAGCUACACCUGCCAGGCAGGAAACAAUAGCGUGGAGUUUAUCGUCAAUGUCAGAGAGCCUCCAGUGAUGAUUGUGGAACCUAAGGAUGAUAUUGUGAUGGAGCGAUAUAUCUCAGAGGAGGUAGGCCUGCAGUGCGAAUUGUCUCGUUCCAGUGGGACAGUGCGGUGGUUCAAGGACGGCCAGGUGGUGGAGAAAAGCGACAAUGUCCAUUUGAUAUCUGAGGGUCCUUACAGAAGACUGACUAUCCUCAACAGCUCAGUGGAGGACAGCGGAGAGUAUGUCUGCGAAACAGACGGAGACUCUGUCUUUUUUCAACUUGCUAUCAAGGAGCCACCGGUAAGAAUAAUUUCCCCCAGCGAAUCAGAGUUGGAACUGACCCAUUUGACCCCCGAGAGGCUGGAGCUCAGCUGUGAGAUCUCACAAGUGGAUGCCCCCGUCCGGUGGUACAGAGACAGCCUGGAGGUGGAGGAGGGUCCUAACUUGAUGCUAGAGGUGGAUGGGGCCCAACGCCGGCUGGUUAUACCCAUAACCACAGUGGACGACACAGGAGAGUAUGUAUGUGACACUGAAGAUGACUCUGUGGCCUUCCUGGUGACUAUUACAGAGCCACCCGUGAGGCUUACCCGUCCCAAAAACACACCUGACAAACUGGAAAGUUUUGCCGGCAAACCAAUUGUGCUGGAGAUCGAAGCGUCUCGGCCAAAUGCUGAAGUCAAGUGGUGGCUCAAUGGCAGUGAAAUAGAGGAGAGCAGUAAUGUCACCAUCACAGAGGACGGGCUCAUCCAUCGCCUGACCAUUCACUCUCCCAGCCCAGAGGAUUCUGGGAAAUACACCUGUGACGCUGUUGAUGAUGAAAUAGAUUUCCAGGUCAAGGUUUCAGAGCCUCCAGUGAAGAUCCUAAGGAAGUCAGAGAUGAAGACAAAUCUUAAAUUCCUGAUUUCUGAUGACAUUGUGCUGGAGUGUGAGCUCUCCAGAGCCAAUGCAUUGGCCAAAUGGUACAAGGGCACCCGUCGUGUUGAGGGCGAUGAAAGGUUCUGUGAAGAGGAAGAAGGAGCUUUUCGCUCGCUGGUCAUCCUCAACGCUGAACUCGGUGACUCAGGGGAGUAUUUCCUUGAUGCCGGAGAUGACAAUAUCAGCUUCCAGGUUACAGUAGAAGAGCCUCCAGUGACAAUUGUAGGCAACUCAAAUGACGCUGACUACCAGGAUAUGGUAGCAGGAGACGACCUGAUCCUGGCCUGUGAAGUGUCCCGUUCCCACGCCCCUGUCCAGUGGUACUGCAAUGACAGGCUACUUACAAAUGACUCCCGCACCUGCAUUGAGAGCUACGGCACUCUGAGAAAAAUUAUCAUCUCACAUGUCCAGCCCUCAGAUUCUGGGAAAUAUGUGUGUGAUGCUGUAGACGACAAGAUGAUCAGCACUGUGAGGAUUCAAGAGCCCCCGGUUACGUUUGUGAACAAGAAGGAUGACAUUGUCGUGACUGGUUACGAAGCUGAGAGCGUCACCUUGACGAGCUAUGUGUCCAAGGAAAACGCUCUAGUGCGUUGGCUGAAAGACUGGACAGCUCUUGAAGGCGAACGUUUUCGAGCACUCAUGGAGGGCCAUGAGCGCACCCUUACCAUCGAGCCUUUGAGGCGCUCCGAUGCUGGCGAGUACACCUGCGAUGUCAACACGGACCAGAUCCACUUCAGCUUGCUGGUGAAAGAAAUGAGAAUCAAAUUUGUGAGGCAACUCCGAGACACUGUGGCCCAUGCUGACGGUAUGGUGACCCUUCGCUGUGAGGUGUGCAAGCCAAAAGCAGACGUCCAAUGGCUGAAGAAUGGCGCGGAGGUGGUUCCAAGCAGAAGGUUCUCCAUUCGGGCAGAUGGAGUUGAGCGAAGCUUGACCAUUCACCGUUUAACCAGAGAGGAUGCUGGAGAGUACAUCUGCGAGUCCAGAGAUGACCGAACUGUGGCAACGCUGAGAGUAGAGAUGCCUCGAGUGGUGGAGUUCCUUACAGAGCUCCACAACACCACUGUACUUGAAGGAGAAGAUGCCACCUUCAAGUGUGUUGUUUCCCCCGAGGAUGUCCAGUUGGUAUGGCUCAUGGACAAUGAGGCUAUCACCCUGGGCGAUCGUUUCCAGGCAAACCAAAACGGACUGUGCCACACCUUGGUGAUCAAGAAGUGCCAGAUGUUGGACUGUUCGAAGAUUACAGCAGAGGCAGAGGGACAAAUAAGCAAAGCCAGCCUUAAAGUUCAGGAGGCUCAGGUCAUGUUUACAAAAAAAAUGGAGGCUGUCAUGGCAGAAGAGUUCGGUGACGCCACCUUGGAGACAGAGAUCAGCCUUGAGACGGGAGAGGUCCAGUGGAUGAGGCAAGGUGUGGUCAUCCAGCCAGGUCCCCGACACACGCUGGCCCAGAACGGCUGUAAACGCAGUCUGACCAUCUACAACCUGACUCUGUCGGACCGAGGAACCUAUCGCUGCGAAACUCUGCAUGACCGGACACAGGUCAAGCUCAAUGUAGAACCCCGUAAAAUCUCCAUCCGUAAAGGCUUAACUGACCAAGAAACCUUUGAACGAGAGACUGCCUCCUUCGAGGUGGAGCUCUCCCACACAGAUGUGGAGGGAAUUUGGCAGAAGGACGGCAUCCGGGUGAAACCGAAUAACCAGUGGCGGGUGAGCACCAAUGGGCGAGUCCAUGGCCUCACCCUGUCCAACCUCACCCUAGAGGACACAGGCACGAUUGUCUUCUCAGCUGAAGGGGUGCGCACAACUGCCAGGCUCGAUGUCAAAGAGACUCCGGUAUCUGUCCUGAGAACGCUAGCUGAUGUCUGUGUGGAGGAGGAAUUUCCCGCCACUCUGGAGUGUGAAUUCUCCAGACAAAACAUCGACGUCAGAUGGCUUAAGAAUGGGACUGAGCUGAAGCCGGGUAAGAACUGUCGGAUCUACUCCAUGGGCCGGAAGCGGUUCUGUCAGAUCAUGCAGUGCUCCCGGGCUGACUCUGGCACCUACACAUGUGACACAGGGGAAAUCAACACUUCCUGCUCACUGGAGGUUUAUGAACAUAAGCUGGAGAUGGUGCAAGGUCUGGAGGACCUUUACAUUCAGGAGGACCAGAACGCUGUCUUCAUGUGCGAGGUUUCUUUGGAGGAUGUUACUGGGGAGUGGUACAAAGACGGCCACAAGAUCCGGCCCACUAGCACCAUCAAGAUCCGCACUGAAGGGACCAAACACUUCCUACUGAUGUGUAACGUCACAGCUGAAGAUGCUGGGGAGGUCCGCUUCGUAGCCAGGGAUGUUGAAUCUACAGCUUACCUUGAGGUAGAAGAACUCCCCGUUUCCAUUGUAAAACCCCUGCGAGAUCGUACAGCCCUAGAGAAACACCGCGUGAUCCUUGAAUGCACCGUUUCCUCUCCACGCUGCACCGCCACCUGGUACAAGGGCAAGGAGGAGCUAGUUCCCUCAGAUCGAGUGGAGAUCCUGUCCGACGGCUGCUCCCUUAAACUGGUGAUCCAGCAGGUGGCUGUGGAGGAUGAGGGCACCUACAGCGUUGAGGUUGGGGAGCACACGUCCAAAGCCAAGCUGAUGGUGGAAGCCCAAUCCCUUGUAAUGGUCAAAGAGCUGGAGGAUAAGGAGGUAACUGAGCCUGAGCCCGCAUCUUUCCAGUGUGAGGUGUCUGUCGCCAUAAACAAGCCUCCUGUUUGGACCCUGAACGGAGAGACCCUUCAGCCGGGCCCCUCCGUCCGCCUGGAAAACCAUGGGACGGUCUACAAACUGACCUUGAAAAACACCAGCGUGGACAUGAGCGGGGUGGUGAAGUUUACCAUCGGCAAGGCCAAGAGCAGUGCCACGCUCAGUGUAAUGGAAAAGUAGAGGACGAGAGGGAAAAGCAAGUGACUGCGGACUGCAUAAAUGGGAAUUGCUCAAAACUUUUCAACAUCCAUUUGUCAUGUUUGGAAAGCCUGCAUUUCCCCUGAUCUGAGUUUAUUUUAAUUAAGGGUAUUCAGUGAAGUUAGACUAAGCGUUUUAAACCUGGAGCAUGUUACUUCAGUCAAGUUAUUACUUUUUUUAUUCUUUUUUUUUUUCAAGUGUAGUAAUAUUUAUUUGACUGAUAAAGAUUUCUAAUUUAUUUUA